UGUAAUAUUGAGAAUACAAAAUAGUAUAACAAUAACAGUGCUAUGAACAAUAUGGGUUGCCUCUCUUUAGUAGUUAUUUUAGUAGUUUGUGUCGUAGCACAUUUUGUACAUGGAACGGACACAGUUGAAGAAACAGUGAAGGCUGAUGAUGGAGAGUACGAAAUCAUUACCGGAGAUUGUAAUACAGCACUGGCGAAAGAGAUGGUAUACAGGGAACAUGUGCAGAAAACUGCAUUGCCACUUGUGUCUAGGGACGCAAAGUCGUCUUGGAGUGGCAAUGCUAGAAUAUACUGCUUGAAGGUUCUUAACCAGAAAGACGAAUCAAACGGAUCAACAUGUGCGAUAACAGAUGGUGGAAUUGGAUUUGACCACGUCACAAUAGAGAUGCAUUCAAAAGCCAACCACGGCCUAGAGUUUGAUAUUGAAAUUUAUGCUAGUUAGAUAUAUAAAUAUGUAUUAUAUGUUACUUUUAAUGCCUUAUACAUAUUAAAUAAAAAAAAUUGAAACCUUAA
Anoplophora glabripennis (Asian longhorned beetle) is the source of this 512-nucleotide messenger RNA. RefSeq lists its product as uncharacterized. The coding region runs from base 43 to 441 and encodes 132 amino acids. The transcript is spliced from 2 exons. The record is from RefSeq and is a predicted model, not a curated record. NCBI's taxonomy places the organism in Eukaryota, Metazoa, Arthropoda, Insecta, Coleoptera, Cerambycidae.